Molecule: messenger RNA, 3884 nt
Organism: Pristis pectinata (smalltooth sawfish)
Lineage: Eukaryota; Metazoa; Chordata; Chondrichthyes; Rhinopristiformes; Pristidae
Gene: slc23a1
Product: solute carrier family 23 member 1
Exons: 15
Coding region: 112-1995 (627 amino acids)
Biological process (GO): transmembrane transport
Cellular component (GO): membrane
Molecular function (GO): transmembrane transporter activity
Source: RefSeq, a predicted model, not a curated record
CUGACAUCUGCUUUGAAUACUCAAUGUUUCCAGGCUUUCAAGUGAAACCCAAUGGUCCUUUGGGACUUUAUUUGUGCUAUGUUUUGAGAAGGAUAGAGAUUAAACUAUAAAAUGAAAAACAUUUCAGAAACAAGUCAACAAAAGAAUAGCAUUCCAGGCCUCUGUUAUGAAGAGCUGUCUGAGAACAACAUGACUGCGGAUGCAAGAUUUCAAAACCAAAGUGACAAGACCGAUGAAACCAAUGUAAAUGAUCCAGCACAAUCCACAGUUCCUAACAGCAACUUUGAUAUGAUCUACAAAAUAGAAGAUGUUCCUCCUUGGUAUCUUUGCAUUUUGCUUGGAUUUCAGCACUACUUGACCUGCUUUAGUGGAACCAUAGCUGUACCCUUUCUGCUGGCUGAAUCACUCUGUGUUGGAAAAGAUCAGCACACUGUCAGUCAGCUAAUUGGUACCAUCUUCACUUGUGUUGGAAUUACUACACUUAUUCAAACAACUUUUGGAUGUAGGCUUCCCUUAUUUCAAGCAAGUGCCCUAGCAUUCCUUGUUCCUGCCAGAGCUAUUCUUGCUCUAGACAAGUGGAAGUGUCCAAAUGAAGAGGAGAUUUAUGGAAAUUGGACCUUACCAUUCAACACAACCCACAUAUGGCAUCCAAGGAUAAGAGAAAUACAAGGUGCAAUUAUAAUAUCCAGCUUGGUAGAAGUGCUGAUUGGCUUUGUGGGUCUCCCUGGAGCACUCUUAAGUUACAUUGGACCACUCACAGUUACCCCUACAGUCUCCCUGAUUGGAUUAUCUGUAUUCCAAGCGGCUGGAGAGAGAGCUGGGUCACACUGGGGCAUUUCCAUGUUAACUAUUACUUUGAUUGUACUAUUUGCCCAGUACCUGCGUGAUGUGAAUUUCUUAGUACCUGCCUUUAGACGUGGAAAUGGAUGCACAACAACAAAGAUACAAAUUUUCAAAAUGUUUCCGAUUAUAAUGGCCAUCAUGGUUGUAUGGCUAAUUUGCUAUCUUUUAACUCUCACUGAUGUACUUCCAAAAAAUCCUGAAGCGUAUGGAUUCAAAGCCCGAACAGAUGCUAGAGGAGAAAUAAUGUCAACGGCACCCUGGUUCCGUAUGCCAUAUCCUUGUCAGUGGGGUUUACCAACAAUCACAGCAGCUGGAGUGCUAGGAAUGUUCAGUGCAACAUUAGCGGGUAUUAUUGAAUCUAUAGGUGAUUAUUAUGCCUGUGCUAGGUUGGCUGGAGCUCCACCUCCACCUAUCCAUGCCUUAAACAGAGGGAUCUUCACUGAAGGAAUAUCUUGUGUCAUUGCAGGAUUAUUUGGUACAGGAAAUGGUUCUACAUCAUCCAGCCCAAACAUUGGGGUCCUUGGAAUUACAAAAGUUGGUAGCAGGCGAGUGGUCCAGUAUGGUGCAGUAAUUAUGUUGGUCUUGGGGACUGUAGGAAAGUUCACUGCCUUGUUUGCCUCACUCCCAGAUCCCAUUCUUGGGGGUAUGUUUUGCACUUUAUUUGGAAUGAUCACAGCUGUUGGACUUUCCAAUCUUCAGUUUGUAGAUAUGAAUUCCUCCCGCAAUCUCUUUAUUUUGGGAUUCUCCAUGUUUUUUGGCAUAACAUUACCAAGUUACUUGGAUGAAAACCCAAAUGCCAUUGAUACAGGUAGUCCAGAAGUUAAUCAGAUUUUGACUGUCUUGUUGACAACAGAAAUGUUUGUUGGGGGUUGCCUUGCUUUCAUGUUGGAUAAUACCAUUCCAGGUACGAAAAAGGAGCGUGGACUCGUACAAUGGAAAGAGGGAGCACUUGCAAACAGUGACACAUGUGUAGGUGUGAAGACGUAUGACUUUCCAUGUGGAAUGAACCUGUUGAAGGAAGUUUCGUGUUUACAAUACAUCCCCAUUUGUCCAGUUUUCAAAGGGUUGUAUUCAAAGAAGAAGCACAAUAAUGACUUGACUGAAAACAUAAAAGGAAAUGGUGACCACUUUGUUGUAUGCACCAGAGUAUAAUGAGACUUGGUGGGAAAUAUGAUGCACCUUGAUAUGGUGCUCUAGUUGCCUUAUUGCUGAGAACCCUACAGUCACACCACUGACAAAAUAGCUUUUGCAUCACUUGUGCAUAAUAAAUCUUCAAAUGACUGUAAUCAAAAGAGCAAUGGGUAAUCUUGCACAAUCCAUAAUUAAUGGCAUUUAAGUUUAAUUGUUUUAACUUCUUAAAAGAAGCCCGAAUUAAAACCUCUGGUUGUGUAAGUGAGAAUAGUGGAAUAGAGUAAGAGAUUUUCAAGCCUAACAUUCUGGGUUAAAUAUUUCAAAUGAAAAGCCACUUUUCUCAUUAAGCCACUGAAGAUCUAUAAAAGUAGAUUUCAGGAAAAGAUGAAAUGAAGCAUUCAUUUCAUGACAGAUUACUUUUCUGGAUUUUGGAUUGUUUUAUUAAAUUCACUUUAUCAAGUCACCAAUAAUUACGGUUAGAAAGAUUUGGCAAGCAUAUAUGACAGCUAUACUUUCAGCAUGCUUAAAAUUAUAUUUGCAACAUUAAAAUAUUUCUUUGGUAAUAAAAUUCUUAUGUAGUACUAUGUCAAUGUUUUAAUAAAGGCAACUUAAUUUGGUGAAAUCAAAUAGUACAUCAGAUCAGCAAUGCUGUUUAUUAAUCGACUUCAGAGAUCUGUUUUUCCUUGAAAGAAAUAUUGUUGUACAUCCUGUAGAUUUAAAGAAUAUUUUCUCCCUUUUUGACGAAUCUUCUCAAUGUUUGUUAGUCUGAUGGCUUUAUACACAAUUGUUCAUUAAACACAUUUUCAAUGCCUGUAUAUAUGAUGAUAUUUGGAAGUAUUAAAUUGGACUUUCAGUAGUGUCCAGUUGUUACUUUUGUUUAUAAUGUUCCCUCCCAAACUAUCUGAUUUUGUUUGGGAAAAACUUUAGUUCUGUAAAUAUCUUAUUAAUGUUGAAGAUCAAUGUGGUUUGUAAUUGAUGACAGCAGCACUGUGGAAUCACAACAUUUGGAUCAUUCCACCACCUGGAUAAAUACAAUGCACUUUCCAGCAUAAUGGUGCAUGAAAUUUGAGAAAUGUUCACUUAAUAGUUUAGGGGAAUAUUUGUAUUUCUCUUUUGUUUGGUGCUGGUUAUCUGCUUUGAGAAUGGCAUCAAUACUCAUUUUAUACCCUUUGUGUUACAUUUCAAUGGAAGCACCUCAGCAAAUUUUAGUAUUUUCAGCAGCAAAGCAAGUGCUGAAAGUUUUCCAUGAUAUUCCUGUUUAACUUUCAAUGUUCAUAUUGCACUCUGCCAAAAAUGUGGGUUUGGGAUUGUUACAAGAUCUCUAUUAACUUGUGUGGUAAGAGACAGACAGUAAAAAAAAAAGUCAGUAUCUUGCUAUUUAUUUGAUUGCUACAUUGGAAGAUAAAUUCAGCUUGUUUUUAUGUUCCUUGUUCCAUGACAUUGAUAAAGCGUUAUAGAAAUUUUAUGUACCUUGUUUUAUGACAUUGAUAAAGGGUUAUAGAAAUUUAAAUGAUAAGAAUAGACAACUGUUCCUGAAUGUGAUUAUGCAAUAUAAUGAACAUUCCUUUUCCAAUGUGCCAUAUCUGUAAAGCAUACAAUUGGACCAGAUUUGCUGACACAAUCAUAUAUAACUGAUGCAUAUUUUAAGUAUUUUAUAUUUGAAAUAGAGCUGAUUUUAUUGAUAAGUCACCAAUAUAUCUGAUUUGGUUUAUUCUUAGAUUGUUUUGAUAUAUAUUCUGAAAGGUUGAAUCAGAUUUUCAAAUGAUAAAGUCAGUCAGAAUUAAAAUUUGUUCUGGUGCUCCUUUCUGGAUUACUGCAUUAUUUUGAUGCUUCUCAAUAAAGAUAAGAUUUCGUUGAUAAAGCUUAUCAAAAGGCCUUGUGUUUCAUUGAUCUUGUUUUAACUAACUGAC